This is a messenger RNA of Topomyia yanbarensis, 1808 nucleotides long. RefSeq lists its product as uncharacterized. The transcript is spliced from 2 exons. Lineage: Eukaryota; Metazoa; Arthropoda; Insecta; Diptera; Culicidae. The record is from RefSeq and is a predicted model, not a curated record. Bases 55 to 651 code for a protein of 198 amino acids.
AGAAGAUCGUGUUCAAAUUCGUCAUCUUGGUUAGUAGUGCUGAGAAUUCGGAACAUGUGUUCUAGUUUUCACAUGUUUUAUCCUGUACAAGAAAUGAUUCAACGGCAGACCAAGGAAAAUUUAAAUAUUGUUAUGGAAGAGGUAAUGUUGGUCUACGGGUUAUCUUCCAACCAGUUGUUAACAAUUGCUCAUGAUAAUGGCCCAAACAUGUGUGCGGCCGUAAAACUGCUAAAACUAACGAUAGAGAAUAACUCAAAAUAUACAAGCGAACCUUUGAGCACAAUGCUACCGCAAGAAUCGAACAUUUUGAAGUCAGCUAUCGAUGGCUCGUUCACAGCUGAAAAGGAGAGUGACGAUGAACGGACGCUGAGUGAUGAAGACGAAGGCGAUUGGAAUGAUGAAAAUUUGCAAGAUAUUGGCGACGAUUUUGAUAAUGAACAAGAAGGUACUAUCAAUUACAAUUUUGAUCAAAGUGCUGACGAAGAAAACAGCGUUGAUUUGGGUGUUCUGAACAGCGUAAGAUGCGGAGCGCAUACGGCGCAGUUGGCUGUUUGGGAUGUAGUCAGAUUAUAUAAAAGUCGACUAGCAAAAAUCAAUAAGGUUUGCAUCAACAUGCGGCAUAAGGAGUAUAGACCACUUUUUGAUAUAUAAUUCAAUAUAUACAUCUAUGAAAAUAAAUAUUAUUCAAUAAUCAAAAAGACACAUACACUUUUUAGUUAAAGUUAUAUACUCAGCGAACAGCACUUGACCUCACGAAAAAAUUGUCUAAGAAACCAACAUUCAAACUUAGCACGAUGUUGACACACAAUUUCAAAAAAUUAUGUGCGCAUUUAGGUCACCUGGUGGAUGUAUUCCAUGCUAAUCUCUCCAUCGCUGAGCAGCUUUUUAUUUCCCCUUAACUUCGUCAAAAUCACCAUCUCCUGAAAUUAUCAGACAUCCGAGACUGAUUAUAACCAAGCAUGUAUUGAAUAUUUAUAACUACCGGAUUUCAUUUUGUCGAUUCCUCGGCAGAAUAAAUCCGUACUGUAGGAGAUGGUAUAUUAAGUUGUAGCGUACAUCUGACGUCUUUUUCAUUAAUUCAUUAAUACCUAAUAAUACCCGGGGCAUUCAAAGUUUCGUAUAGUUCUCACAUAAUACCGAUUGCCUAAGCGUCAAAGGAAACAAAAGUAUAACGUAAUACUUCACAAAACCUUAGAAUAAGUUAGAGAGGCAGCUUUAUAUUGAGAAAAACGGGGUGGUCGAUGUGGGAAUACACUUCCCCGCGCUAAUAUUCAAGAUGCCACAUAUCGAUAGCCAGGUACAAGGUUAUUGUAGAUCCGGAGCUGCACUGUUCCUAUUAUAUAAACCAGAAAACUAUGAACACAUAAUUUGAAUCGAGAUGUUUAGAUCCCUGUAAAGCUUGUUCCAAUAAAUACAUACAUCCAUCACAAGAAAAACAUUUAAGAAGUUCUCAUAUUUGGGAUUUUGUACGGGAAAUAAGUAAACAUACUCCCUGAUUAUAUCUACACAACGUCUAUGUUAGCUUUGAGUACAAGCUGUUUAAAAGUCAUAAGUUGAUCUUGAUAAUUGGCGAAUUACCUAUAAGUUUUUUGAUUCAUCGACGUUAAAUUCUCACUCGUGAAUCUAAUCAAUUUGUUAUUGGCAUGCUACCAUUCAAAACCGAAUGAAUAUUGCAUAGAGCUUUGAUAGCCUAAGGCAUGAAAAUGGAAAAAUGAAACAAACUGUGAUGUCGUUGCUUACCACUCGCCUACUACAAAAUAAAACCGCCAAAGGCUGCAAGCCAAAUUGUAGCUGUUCUGGUUCGUAAC